This is a messenger RNA of Conger conger (European conger), 4940 nucleotides long. RefSeq names its product homer protein homolog 1. The transcript has 10 exons. Gene Ontology annotation, cellular component: cytoplasm; plasma membrane; dendrite. Gene Ontology annotation, biological process: G protein-coupled glutamate receptor signaling pathway; regulation of store-operated calcium entry. Gene Ontology annotation, molecular function: G protein-coupled glutamate receptor binding. The record is from RefSeq and is a predicted model, not a curated record. NCBI's taxonomy places the organism in Eukaryota, Metazoa, Chordata, Actinopteri, Anguilliformes, Congridae. Bases 1096 to 2163 code for a protein of 355 amino acids.
GGAAACUGGAAAAAUUAAGAGAUCUUCACUGAAAUAAUUUUAACUUUAAGAAAGAAAGAAAAAAACCCAGCAUUUUUUUUUUGUUCUUCUAUAACGUUACAAAAUGUCUUAUGAGACAUUGAAGAAGACGAUGCACAUUCAUCUGGUCUUCUAAAAUACAAGGGCUGAUGGAGACCUGAAAAUGCACCGGGUUUCUUUUUUCAGCGAAUAAAUGCUACAAAAUUAAACAGUGUUCUUGGGAAGAAUACAUGUUCAUAUUAUUGUUUCUGUUUGCCAUAUUUUUUUGCUUGUUAUAGUUUUGUUUGUCCAUUUCACAUUAGCCUUUUAAUAUGCUCUGGAGGAAUUUUGAUGGCUGUGAUGAGAUGAGAGAACUGCAAUAGGCUACGAAUGAAUGAAGAACGACAACAUAGUCGGCUAACUUAAAGCGGGAACGGGAAUGAAGGUUCAGCAUUUUUCUUGCCCGAGGAUAACUGUAUGCGGUGCAGCUGGUAACAUUCUGGGAUAGGUAUCAGAUUUUGAAAGUAAAUACCAGAGGGCGUCAAGAAAGAACACGGAGUUGUUGCCUAAUACGCUGCAUUUCGGAACGAGGUGGAUAUUGAAGGGUCAUUUGGAGAUCAGAGAAGACAGUGGCGCUUGCAACCCCCGGUGUACCCUUCCAACGAACAUAAGCGCACCGCGGUCUUAAGCCAGCAAACCAUACUUUAUGUGCCUUGUGUGCAUAAUCGGAAUUAAACAGGGACUGAUAAUCAUGAGUCUUCUUUCAUAGUAGCGGCUUUGCCUACGCGUUUGCAGUGAAUGCAUAACUAGGAAUGGAAACUGCAAAAUGCAUAUUAUUUAACGUUUACGGAAUGUUUGGGGUCAAGUACAAUACUCUUCUAUGGAUUUGAUGUAAAAGAAAAAAACACCAUUAGAGAGCUGGAUUGAGAGUCAUGUUCUGAAGGCAAUCGAAUCUCGAAAAGCUCACAAAAGCACUAUCUGCCAUCAAGGAUAUCCACAGCGGCGUACACGGGGUCGGAGGGGGGACCUGCAGCAAGACCCAUAGUGGGAUAAUUCAGCUUCGCUGUCAGGACCAUUCCGAUCAACAAAUAAAGCAAAAUGGGGGAACAGCCCAUCUACAGCACCCGCGCCCACGUCUUCCAGAUCGACCCCAACACCAAAAAGAACUGGGUGCCCACCAGCAAGCACGCCGUCACCGUCUCCUACUUCUACGACAGUACGCGGAAUGUCUACAGGAUCAUCAGCCUGGACGGCUCCAAGGCAAUAAUAAACAGCACUAUCACGCCCAACAUGACGUUCACCAAGACGUCACAGAAGUUCGGGCAGUGGGCGGACAGCCGGGCCAACACGGUGUACGGGUUGGGCUUCUCCUCCGAGAAUCAUCUGCUGAAGUUUGCAGAGAAGUUUGCAGAGUUUAAGGAGGCAGCUAGGCUAGCGAAGGAGAAGUCUCAGGAGAAGAUGGAACUGACGAGCACUCCAUCUCAGGAGUCUGCAACUGGAGACAUCCAGUCACCUCUGACUCCUGAGAGCAUCAAUGGUACGGAUGAUGAGAGAGUCACUCCUGAGACCCCCCCGAACUCGGAGCCACGAGCAGAGCCUUCGCAGAACGCCGUGCCCUUCCCUCACAGCUCCACCAUAAACAAGCACUGGGAGGCAGAGCUGGCGGCUCUCAAGGGGAACAACGCCAAGCUCACCGCGGCUCUGCUGGAGUCCACGGCCAACGUCAAGCAAUGGAAGCAGCAGCUCGCAGCCUAUCAGGAGGAGGCUGAGAGGCUACACAAACGGGUCACAGAACUGGAGUGUGUCAGCGGCCAGACCAACGUGAUCAAAUCUCAAAAGACAGAGCUCAACCAAACUAUUGAGGAGCUGGAGUGUACGCUGAAGGCAAAGGAAGAGGAAUUGGAGCGGUUGAAAGAAGAGGUAGAUAAUGCUAACCAACUGCAGGCUCAGAGAGACUCACUCACGCAGAAACUGCAGGAGACGGAGACGAGGAACAAGGACCUGGAGGCCCAGCUGUCAGAGCUGGAGCAGCGGCUGGAGAACAGCCAGGUGGAGCAGGAGACCUUCCGCAACAACCUCAAGACCCUUCUGGAGAUCCUGGACGGCAAGAUCUUUGAGCUGACCGAACUGCGGGACAGCCUGGCCAAGCUCAUCGAAGGCAGCUAGAGCACCCAACCCCCUCCCCCCCUCCCACCUCCACUCGGGAUAACGACACGCUAACGCAGUGCAGAAACACGCAACACACACAAACUCAUGGUGCUCACCAUGGAGUCCUGCCUACCUUUCACCUCCUCUGAACCCAGAGAACUACUGUUCAUUUUCUAACCUACAAUAUGAUUCUGCUGGUAUUUUUUUGCUUUAUUUUUUCUUAUGUUUCUGGUGGUUUUGGUAGCAUUAUAGAGUAUUUGUCUGUUCCUUUUGGGUUUUUUAUUUAUUUGGACUUCAUUUCAAAAAAGUGGUAUGUUGUGCAUGACAUGCCACCACCUGCAGAUGGUAAGAAUUUCAAAUUAUUUAUUAAAAGGGUACUUCUUGAUUUCUCUUUUCUCCCCUGAUGGUUUCUACAUGAUGGUUGGCAUUAUUACGCUGAGGUAAGGCACCUGCUAAGGAGAUGUACGAUGCUGGUCUCAGACUCUUUAUUCUGAGGUGGUUGUUGGGCUGUGGCGUAGUCUUGGGGGAGUGGGGGGGUCGAAGGGGGAUCCCCUUGGCAGGAUCACAUUGCUCCCACAGCCAUUUGUUGUAGCCACCCCACAAUGGCCUUCUCCUUCCCCUUGUUGAAACUGCCUCACAAGGGUCCCCGUCAAAGGCAAACGAGGGCCACGGUUGAGGGGAAAAUAUCUCAGAAAAUGUUUCGUAACUUUUAACACAAGGCAAGACAUGGAGGGCGGCAUUUAAUGAGCAAUACAGGAAAGAGCCUCUGGAAAUCAUUGCAAUUUCACAAUCAGGUAUUCUCUUUCUCUUCUGAGUGAAACAUGCAGUACAUGACGGUGAAUACUGCAUGUCACAGAGAUGCAGCAAAGGGCCUAUUUAACAUAGUGAUGAGAUGCUGAGCAGUGUCUACAAAGCAGUCUUUAAUUUCUAAUAUACUUAUAAAUUAUAUAUAUAUCACUGUAUGUGUAUACAGUGCACUCCAUGAGUCUUGGGACUUCUUUCUUCAUUUGGCUCUGUACUCCACACGUUUAGACACGUAGUUAAAGUACAGAUUUUCAGUUUUCAUUCAAGCAUAUUUUUAUACAUUUUGGCUUCACCAUGUAGAAAUGACAGUACUUUUUUAUACAUAGUCCCCCCGUUUCAGGGCACCAUACUAUUUGGAACAGUAUUCACAGAUGUUUCUGAUUAGUCAGGUGUGUUCAGUCACUUCCUUAGUGUAGGUAUAAUACAUUUCAGUAUCUAGUCUUGAUUCUAGACUUUUGAUUGCCUUUCCAGUGUGUUAUUGAUGUGUGCAGACUUGAGGACCAGUUGUGCCAAUGAAAGUCAAGGAAGCCGUUAUGAGGCUGAGAAAACAAUAGUCUUAAAACUAAAAUGUAUAAAAAUACCCUUUAAUAAAAGCCAAGAAUCUGAACUGCACAUGCGCUGUUUGAUGACAAAUUGUGGAAUAGAGCCAAAUCAAGAAAGAAUGACUGUGUCCCAAUAUUAUGGAGCACGCUGUCUACUGUAUAUACAGUGUGCUCCAUAAUCAACUUUAUAUUCUACUUUUAAAAAUGGAAUUGUACGAGACUGUUUGAAUGAAUCUGAAAUUAUUUCUCCUUUUGUUGCUUUUUGAAGUGCUAUGCUAAGACUUGACACCCUUAAUUUACUGAUUAUUUCAAGAAAUAUUACAAUCAUGGAUAUUAUGAGAAUUAUUCAUGGUACAAAGGUGGUUGUAUUUGUAAAACCUCAAAUUAUUUGCAUUUUCUUAUUUUUUCUUGUAUGUACGUGAGUAUUAUGAUUGUGAUAGGUGUGGAAAACAAAAGAAGAGAUGCGUGCGCUGGACUGAAAGGCAAAGCAUUCAGUGGUGUGACAUGAUGAUAUUAAUGGCUCAGAUUUUUAUUUAUAUUUUGCCAAAUAUGGUUUCCUGUACAGUGAAUUUCCUGCUGAAGCUGCCUUUGGUACACAGAUAUGUAAUGGGUAGCCAACUACGGUACUGUUUGAUGGGUUUAUUCUUGCCAAAAAUCUGUGAUUAUGUUUUAAAAAAUGAUAUGUGUAUACCUGAAGAACACUAUUUAAGGGCUUGUAGAUGGACUGGUUUUCUUUGAAGAAUUUUACAAGGCUAAAAGUUAGCAUUCUACUAUCUGAUAUACAUAUUAUUACAAAACUUUGAAAGGUAAUAAAACCAUUUGAGUAAUAUUUAAAUAUUGAUAUAACACAUGCUUAAAACACAAGUCAUUUGAAGUUUAUAGUAAAUAUAUACAUAUAUUAUAUAUAUUUAUCAAGGGUUUAAUUCCUUGUCGUAGUUUCACCCCCUGUAGGUAUUUUUUAUUGUAUACUGUAUUACCUGGAACUCUGGUCUGUUUAAUGCCUCUGAAUAUUCGAGGAUUUUUCCCUUCAGUGCUGGGAAGGCACUGUGUUCUUACCACCCACACCCUCUCCUGUAGCUAUCGGACUGAUGCCCAACUCCAAUAGCUCGAUGAAGGAGGUCUGGAGUAUUGAGGGGUACAGGUUGUAUUUUUAAAUACAGUGAUGGCUAACUGAGCUACAGUAACUGUGUUGCCUUUUAUUUCGUGACAACAUGCCGCAUUAUGAACCACUGCCUGGACUGGAGCACUGUGUUUUCAUAUGUGUAUGAGACUAUUCGCUGGAUGACUUAUGCAGCGUUUCGCAAUUGUGAUGACGGCCAUUUCGGGAUAAUAACCAGUUUGCUGCUUUGUGUCCAUGCCCCUGGCCCAUGCCCUUCCCACUGAAGCAGGUAAACCGUGGUCAAGAAGAGUCUUUGUGGAGUGAACUCAAAUAAAUACACUUACAACCAA